CUUCCGCGUCCUCGACAACUACAAGCACACGCCACCACCUUGUGCAGCGACUGAGGCGGCGGCGGAUGAAGCGGGGCGCCAUGGACGUGCGCCAGGAGCAGCCGCCUCGGUACAAGAUCCAGGUCAAGAUGGUGAAAACGGUGGCACUUGAUGUGAAGUCCACUGAUACCGUUGAUCAGAUCAAGACUAAGAUCAGUGCCAUAGAGGGGAUUGGUAAGAGCCAGCAAGUGCUCUUUUUUUGUGGAAAUCACUUGGAGAACAACAACAGGCUUGCUGAUUACAACAUCAUGACAAACUCUUCUGUCGACCUCUAUGUAACCGAUGGGAUGCAAAUAUCUGUCAGUAUCCCCUCAGUUGGAAAGAUAAUCAAGCUCAAUUUGAAGAAAUCCCAGAGUGUUGCUGAUGUCAAGUCAGAGAUUGAACAGAAGGUGGGAAUUCCUCUGGAUGAACAAAUCCUGAUGUAUGGGUGCCAACAGCUUGAGGACAACAAGUUGCUGAGUCAGUGUGGUUUGAGCAACGGCCACACGCUGCAUGUUCUGGUCUGCCCAACUGACAAGCUGCGUAUAUCUAUCAAUGUUGAUGGUGAAAGAACUGUGAAUCUAGAUGUCAAAAGCUGGUAUACUGUUGCUGAUGUCAAGUUGAUGAUUGAGACCUUUGAGGGUUUACCUGCAUGCUCACAGAUACUCAUGCGAACUCAACCUGGCGGUGCUGAAACACUGAAAGACACUGAAACGCUGCAGAAUCAGCACAUCAGGAACAAUGACACCCUCAUGCUGCAUCAGAACAUCCAGUUCUUCGUCAAGACAUAUGAAGGGAAGACGUUAACGAUGUCUAUGAGGACGUGUGACACGACGGACAAAGUCAUGGAGAAGGUUGCAGCAAAGCUGAUGAUGAUGGCAGGUGUCUACUACCUGCACUACGGGGGGCAUGUUAUGUGUCCUGAGGAUACUCUUCAGAAGCACAAGGUCGCGAACAAUUCCACAGUUGAUAUCCGCCUUCGGAAUUCAAAUGUAGUAUCCUAGUAUGGCAAAACAAAAGGAUACCCUAGGGAGCUAGUUGCAACCUCCUUCAGGCAAGGUCAAGGAGCAAACUUAGUUGCGUAGCCUCACAGAGAACUGUAGGUUCACCAUUUUGAAGUUAACUGGAUGCUUGUGGUUUUUGGUUGGGUAAGGUCCUGUGUCUACUGUCUGGUGGCCUGGUGGGUAUGCGGUUAACUGAAUGUUUGUGAGACUUGGUUGGGUAAGGUCUUUUUUU
This is a messenger RNA of Panicum hallii, 1254 nucleotides long. RefSeq names its product polyubiquitin-like. Gene Ontology annotation, molecular function: protein tag activity; ubiquitin protein ligase binding. Gene Ontology annotation, cellular component: nucleus; cytoplasm. The coding region runs from base 66 to 1022 and encodes 318 amino acids. The record is from RefSeq and is a predicted model, not a curated record. Gene Ontology annotation, biological process: protein ubiquitination; modification-dependent protein catabolic process. Lineage: Eukaryota; Viridiplantae; Streptophyta; Magnoliopsida; Poales; Poaceae. The transcript has 2 exons.